Rotaria socialis is the source of this 4971-nucleotide messenger RNA. NCBI's taxonomy places the organism in Eukaryota, Metazoa, Rotifera, Eurotatoria, Philodinida, Philodinidae. The record is from the annotation of a GenBank genome assembly.
AUGAACGAAUUCAUUGAAAGAAUUCGUCAUUAUAAUAGUGCACAAAUAUGUGGCUUAGUUUGGAAUGCAAAUGUUAUUGCAUACCGAUGUAAAACAUGUUCGAUAUCACCAUGCAUGAGUAUAUGUGCUCAAUGUUUUCAAAAUGGAAAUCAUGAAGGACAUAAUUUUAAUAUGUUUAAAAGUCAAGCUGGUGGAGCAUGCGAUUGUGGAGAUGCAAGUGUUAUGCAUGCAUUCGGAUUCUGUUGUUUUCAUGGUGAAAAUCGACCUAAAACACAAAUGGUACCACGUGAAUUAAUUUGUUGUGCUGAAUUAUUUGUUCCAUAUUUAUUAAAAGUUUUCAUACGUGCUCUACGUAUGAGUGCCAUUAGUGGCGAUAUAGUAACGGACGAAAAGCUACUUGAAAUACUCAAUCAGUUAUCCAAUGGUGGUUCAGCAAUACAAAUGUAUAUAACACAUGCUUUAACUGAUAAAAAGCUUUAUGAAGAAUUCAUUACUGACCCAUCGAUGGUAAAACUUUAUCAGUAUGAAUAUUUAACUGCUGAAACUGCAGCGCUACCCGUGACAUAUUUUGUUGAUUCAUUAAUCAAUGAUUCAACGGCACAUAGUUUAAUACCAUUCGAUACAAGUAUUCGUACGAUGCUUGAUGAAAUUAUGAUGUGGUGUGUUACAGCAGGUUUACCAGAAGCACUUAUACGAUUUUUACUUAGUUUAUUACCUGAUUUUAAUUUUAAACUUUUAUUUACUGAAACAUUUUUACGCUUCUACGGUGUUAUAGCUCAAUCACUUAUUGGUGAAUCACUUGCGGAAACCAGUGAGAUACCAUCACGUCUUGUUCACAUUAGUGUACAAUUAUUUUCCUCAAAUAUCAUUGCUGAAUAUGCUAUGGAAAAAUGUCAUUUAAUUGAAGUUAUACUCUCAUGUAUAUGGCAUAUGUUUGUACCAUCAGUGGAUCAUGAUAAACCUGAUGAUGAUGACGACGAUGAAAACAUACUCAAAACACAUCCGUUAGCAUUAACCAACGACGCAAAUACUGGUAUGGUUGUAGAUGUUGAACACCGUUUAAUAGUAAAAAAUGUCUAUUGGCCAUUAUUAAGUGAUUUUGUUAAUAUAUUAUCUCAAGAAAAAAUCGCUUUUACAAUACUUGAAAAUAAAAGAUAUCUAAUUUUAUGGUUACGAUUUCUUACAUUGUUUCAAGGUAUGAAUGUUAAUGAACGUGUGCUAACUCAACAUGUUGAAUAUGAACCACAGGCAUAUAUGUAUGCAUUUACAAUUGAACUUGAAAUAAGUGCAGCAGCGAUGUGGUGUUUUGUUGGUCAUCUAAAACCAAAUUAUUCAUCAGAAAAAUUAAUUUGUAUUAUUAAACAAAUUAUUGAUAGUAUUAAUGAUUGGCUGCGAUCAUUAAGUUUCGAUUCAAAGCUUAUGGAUGAUUGGAAACUGACAUUUCAUUUACCAUUACAUCGUUACUUAUCUGUAUUUACUUAUAAUGCUAUACAUCAAUUUAAUAUUGAUCCAUCAUCAUUUUUACCUGUUAAUGAUCAAAAUACUCUUUUGAAUUUAAUGUUUUGUCCAUUGAGAACAAUUUGUGGAUAUUAUGAAGUUUUAUCGAGUAUUUGGCUACGCAAUGGAGAACAAGUAACUGUUCAAGCAAAAACCUAUGCAAAAAGUGCCUUUUCAUCAUCAAUGCAUGACGCAGAUCUGUUUCUCUUACAAUUAAUCUCGUGUUAUGUUGAACCGAAUCUAUUCAUCGAGACUUUUCUUAAAAGAUUUCAUGUUUACUCAUGGCUAUUUCAUUCAAAAACUGCAUCAAAUUUAGAUUCAUCACAACAAAUAUCAAUGUUAGAAAGUGCUUUAAUAGCAUUAUGUGCCAUUAUUGGUUUUCAACCAAAUCUUGCUGUUCGUGAAGCGAAACACAUACGAUCUGAAAUUGUAACAACAUUAGCUGUAGCCGAUCGAUUAUAUAGUGAAGUCGAAGAGAAUGUUCCUGAUCCAUCACCAUUGAGUGCUAAUCGAAGAGACAUUGAAGUUAUUCUUCAACAAGUAUCUGAUUUUCAAACACCUUCGGUUGAAUUAAUGGGUCAUUUACAACAAGGCAAAUACACAAUUAAAGAUACAUUAUUCAAAACUGAAUAUGAUCCAUUACACGUAUUAAUGCGAUGUACAAAACGUUCACAAUUUCAAAAUUCACUUGAACGUUUUACAAACUAUGUUAAACGUGAAGGUUUAUUUAAAUCUGAUUAUUCGAUUUGGCCACCAUUUCGUAUACCUUCAUAUGAUCAUCAACAAAUGUCAAAUGUUCAAAAUAGUUUACGAUCUGGCGUUCUGCAUCACUUUUUAUUUUUAUGUUUACAUGCUUAUUUAAACGACAAAUCCAUCACGGAAAAUAUUCUAUAUUUCACAAUAUACCUUCUUGAAUUGUCAAUAAUUAAUGGUGAUAACCGUUCACCAAUGGCAGUUGAUGAAAAUUCAGAAGACAUUGCUGCAUUCAAAACAAACAAUAUUUUCACCAAUAUUUGUACUCGAGUUUUCAUAUCGUUUAAUCCACUAAAAAAUGAACAAGAAACAGAAAGUAUCAUUACACUUCUACUGAAAAUUCUUCACAAACAACGUUCAAAUGACUUCUUUGAUCUGAUCACUAAUAUUUGUCCACAAAAAGCAACUAAUCCAAAGGAUACGUCACGUAUUGGCGAUAGAUUUCAUUUUAUUACAAAUAUAUUUUCUUUAUCGUCACAAAUGAAUGAACAAUGUCGUACGACCAUUACACAAGAAAUCGAAAAAUUCAAAACUCAAUUUCAUCAACAACAACCAACGACUACAAAGUCGGCUGAUUUAACAGCCGAACAAAAACGACAACGAGCAAAAAAUCGCCAAUUAAAAUUAUUAGCUGAAAUAGCUGAAUCACAAAAGAAAUUUAUUAGUCAACAAAAUUCAGAUGAAAAUGUGAUGAAGGCAGGUGCAUCACCAUCAUUAUUUAAUGAACAUUUUUCAAGCGAACAAGCAGCAAGUACAGGAGGAGCAGCGUCCAGCAUGUCGAUUCAUACUCAAAAUCUAAUCGAAUACGAAUGCUGUAUAUGUCGAUUAACGAAAACUGACAGUCACUCACCGAUUGGUCUUAUUGGAACAUCAUGUUUAUCACUUUUGCCUAGUCUAGAAUUUGCACAUCUAGAUGAACAUGAACAGAAAAUUUUAUCGUACAGUUCGAAUAAAAUGUCUCUGGAAACCUAUUUAAGUAUAACAAAACAAAAUUUAACACUGAUUAGUGGGCAUCCGUAUAUUGCAAAUUAUUGUCAAAAUGAUCAUCAUCUCCGUUCAUUACUUAUUCAGUCGUGUGGUCAUUCGAUUCAUGUCGAUUGUCUUUCAUCGUAUCUUAAAGCAUUACAUCCGAAUCAAGAAGCCGCUGAAGUAUCGAUUAAUAAUCUUCUUCCAUCGAAUACAAAUUUUCGUUGUCCACUUUGUCGUCAGACAGCUAAUGCGUUAAUUCCAUUAUUUGAUGUUAAUGAUUAUUUAAACAUAGAAGAUAAUAAACAAAAUCUAUCACUUAUUGAACGACUCCAUCAAGCAAUGAUGAAUCCAUCACGUCCAAAAUUGAAACGAUCCUCGGAUGAUAGUUGUUUACUUGCGUUUUUAUCUGGUCUCGCAGCUAAAUGUGCAUUAACAGAACAAUUAUCUCCGAAUAUUCCCAUUUUAAUACCAAAUCAUCAAUCAAUGAAACAACGUGCAGCCGAAUUCGAUUGCGGAACAUUGAGAGCUCAACUUGUACAUGAACAACUUUUCUAUGAAAGUGCAAAUAGAAUCGAUCAAAAAAACGUGCGAAAAUCAUUCUAUAAAAUUCUUCAUGAACUUCACCAUCUUGGCUAUCCAUUUUAUCAUCAGCAUCUAUGGCAAGAAUUAACUGGACUACAAUGCCCAUCGACUAUGACUGAUGUAUUCGAUCCUCAUCAACCUUUAGCACCUGUUCUUUUACGUGACUCAAUUACCAUGUUACUUCAAUUACUAAUGAGUGCACCAAUCAAUAUAACUUCUGAUGAAUUCGAUACAAUCGUUCAAAUAGUAUUUAAUAUCGAAGUUUUUAAAAAUCUUAUAACACUAGUCGUCGAGCGACCACAAGAAAAAAGAGAUUUAAAAGAUCUAAAUAGUUAUCUGGAUCUUACGAAAAAAUAUAUACAAGACAUAUUUAUCAACGAUCAAAUAAUGAAUAGAAACCCAAUCGAUGGUCCCAUUGAAACUUAUUUAAUGAAUAACAGCGUAGAAUUUUUAAAAAUUACAGCAUUAAUUAAAUAUCGAUUAUAUUCAAAAGAAAUGCCUUGGAUAACCGGCGAACCAACUUCAUCAUUAGUAUUAGCAAAGUUUUUAAAUUUAAAAUUGGAUUUAAACGGUUUAGCUAUACCAAAAUGGUUCUGUAAUGAACCAGGCGCAUUAGUAACACAUUGGUUACAGGAAUUUCAAAGAGCUGCUCAACAUCAUCGUAGUGCUAUGAAAAUACUAUGUAUUAGGCGUCCACAUUUUUAUUCUCCAGUAUUUAUUGACUUACCACCAAAAUAUGACGAUAUAUUUCAUAUGCAUAAUGAAUAUCAUUGUGAAUAUUGUAAAAAAGCGUCAUCGAAUACAUUGCUAUGCCUUAUUUGCGGUGAAUUACAUUUAAAACGUUGGCAUUCAUUGUGCUGUACUUAUCAACGACAAAGAUAUAAUCAACAUCUUUCAAAAUGUGGUCAUCCAGCUGCUGUUAUGUUGGAUGUUCAGACAACAUUGAUUACUAUUUGUUUAGCUGAUACAUAUGCUUAUUGGCAUUCACUGUAUCUUGAUCAGCAUGGUGAAGAAGAUCCUAAACUUAAACGAGGUAAAACGUUAUAUUUGAAUACGAAUCGUCUCGGCGUUCUUCGUACAUUAUGGUUAACAGCAACAUUUGAUUAUCAAAUUCAAAAUUGGUUGUCAUACAAUUCUUUGAUGCUUAGUCAUUUUGACGUAUUACUGUGA